AUGAGUGAUAAUAAUAAUUUUCCAUACGAAUAUGAGAAGCUAUCUCCAGAAGAAAACAAAGAGUUAAUGGAUUACAUGAAUGGCUUCCAAAUGAAUUUCAUUCGCAUUGGACCCAAAGGCUAUUUCUUCUCCGACUAUUUUAUGACACAUGCUCCAAACAUUUACAACAUGGAAAUUAAAUCUGAUGACGUUUUUGUUGCAACUUUCCCAAAAUCAGGUACAACUUUAAUGCAGGAGCUUGUUUGGUUGGUUCGAAAUAAUUUAGACUUUGAAAAAGCUAAAGCUAUAAAGCUCAACGACAGAUUUCCAUUUCUAGAAGAGAGCACUAUAGCGCCUCAUCCGCCGUCUACUGAUUUACCGGCCACGGUAGAUGAAUCUGUUAUUAAAUCGUUGAUGCCUAUGACCGUUGACCAAAUAAAGGCAUUGCCAUCUCCAAGAUUUAUCAAAACUCACUUGCCUAUGUCUCUUCUUCCACCAAAUCUAUUAGAUACUGCAAAGGUGGUGUAUGUAGCUCGUGAUCCACGUGAUGUUGCCGUCUCUUUCUUCCAUCACAAAAAGCUGAUGCGAGUCAUGAGCCAAGAGCCAGAGUUCAAGCCAUAUUGGAAAUAUUUUAUGGAAAACAAAGUUAUAUGGUCACCGUAUUUUGAACAUUUGCUGGAAGCAUGGGGGAAGAGAAAUCAUCCAAACCUACUAUUUUUAUUCUAUGAAGAUUUAGUAAAGGACUUACCAUCAGGCAUUCGACGUGUCGCAAAAUUCUUAGACAAACAACUGACUGAUGAUGAAGUAGCUAAUCUCAGCGAACACUUAAAGUUCGAUAACUUUAAAAAAAAUAAAUCAGUAAACAUGGAGGACUUUCAAAAAAUCGGCAUAUUCAGGAACGAUGGCGGCUUCGUCAGGAAAGGGAAAUCGGGUGGAUGGCGCGAACAUUUUGACGAAGAGAUGACGGCCGAAGCUGACGAAUGGAUCAAGAAUAUGCUUCGCAGCACUGAUUUUCGUUUUCCACAUAUG
Messenger RNA from Brenthis ino (lesser marbled fritillary), 1008 nucleotides. Lineage: Eukaryota; Metazoa; Arthropoda; Insecta; Lepidoptera; Nymphalidae. The record is from the annotation of a GenBank genome assembly.